AUGAGACUGCACCCUGUGAUAUGGGCGUGCUCCAUGCUGCUGCAGUCGGUCUCGGCCAUCUUCUCCGAUGAUGCAUUCGUCCUUGACUACCACCAUCCGCUGAUCGGCAUUCCGCAGUCCCAUGCCACUUUCUUCCACAAGCCACAGUCCUCCUCGAAUGCCUCUUUGCUCUAUGCACUGUCAGAUAAACAUGUGCUAGGAGCCAUAAAUCCGAAAGAUGGGGCCGUGUUAUGGCGGCAGUCAUUCGUGGAUGAAUCUGCUUCAGGCCAGGGUAACAGCUAUGCGGUUCCUGGAGAAAGAGACGGGCAGAUUGUGACUGGGUACGGCGGAAAGGUCAGCUCUUGGGACGCGUUGGAUGGGAAACUACGAUGGGAGCGCGACAUUGGAAGCCCAUCGACUGUGAAUGGUGUACAGCUUCUUCCACUUGAGGAUGGCGCCUCGACGGUCGCACAAGACGUGCUUGUCAUUGCGGGAGGAGACGGUGGACAAGUUGUGUCUCGCCUUGCUGGCACCAACGGAGAGUUGGUGUGGUCGCAUUCUGAUUCGAGCGCCGGCAGCGGAUCAACGGUCUCGGUGGCUGCUUCUUCUACCGCUGUCUACUACAUUUCCAGAUCGAGCGGCCUUCUAGCCGGAGCAAAGGCGAAGGUUGUUGUACUCGAUCCCUCCUCGGGCAAGGAGAAGAGUCAAUACUCUGUGUCCGUUGACGCGGAGACUCUCAUUGGAGGAGACCAGUACUCUGCAGGCUCAUGCGCUAACCACCCAUUCAUUGUCUCCUCCGAGAAGCCCUACAAGACCGUGAAAUUCAACCUCCUGGGAAAUAACAAGCAGAGCAUGUUGACUCUCGAGGCCAAGAAUGAGGAGAUUGAGUCUCUGGGCAUUCAAUACGCCUGUGGUCCCUCGGCCCCGUCGCACUUCCUUGUACAUGCUCGGACUUCGACGAAAGACUGGGCUGAGGUUUAUCACAUUGAUUUGAAGAGCGGCGACGCUACGAAGGCAUACUCGCUCCCCGCCACCGAAGAGAGCAGCAGCUUCACGGCUCAGAACUCGGGCUCCGAAGCCUACUAUGUCCGGACCACACCUACCGAGGUAGUCCUCUACUCUUCUGCGUCACACGGCGAACUUGGACGCUGGAGACGGAAGGAUUUGACCAAAGCGCUUGAAGGCUUAAUCACUCCACUUCUCCAUGGCGCAGCGGAAGUGGUCAGCGGCAAAGCUGGGUUCGCUGUCCGCGUUGCAGAGAUUGACGCCGAUGGCAGCUUCUCCUUGAUUCGGAAUGGUGAGAUCCAGUGGACCCGACCCGAGAUGCUUGCGUAUGCCAUCAUUGGAUCAUGGAUCGAUGAAUCUCCCCAAAGUGCUCUCAUCGAAGAGCUCGAGACCGAGGCCUCUGUGUCGCCAAUCACCGCAUACUUGCAUCGUCUGACACGGCAUUUCCACGACCUGCAAGGUCUACCAGAGUACCUCAAGGACAUUGUGCAGAGCAUCACUGCACCUCCAGCCUCGGCUGUCACCGAUACCAGGCGACGUUUGGUGGGCGAUAACACGGUCGUGCUUGGAACAACCAGGAAAGAGCUAAUUGCCGUGGAUGCUAGCAACGCCGGAACUGUUGCAUGGCGAACAGACCUGUCGUCCAAACUCGCACAAGAUGCAGGUUUCAUCUACCUCUCUGCCUCAGGGGGCCGAGUGUCCGCCUACCUGUCAGACGGGUCCCUCGUUACAGUCAAUGCUACCUCUGGCACUUUCAUUGAGUUCCUAGAGGGCACAGUCCCUGCAAGCAGAGUACUCCAAAUACCAGGACCGGCUGCACCAAUCAUUGUCAAGGUUGAUGCUGACGGAAAGCCCCGAGUCGCUACAGACUUCGCACCAUCCGUCGCAUCAGAAGGCAACACCAUUGUAACCCUGAGUGAGAGUGGCACAGCCUUUGGCUGGAGCAUUGGAAAGGACGCGAAGCGGACAUGGACUCUCCUUCCGAAGGCCGGGGAGAAAUUUGUUUCAGCCGUUUCUCGUCCCCGCGGUGAUGCCGUCGCCUCGAUUGGCAAGGUCCUCGGCGACCGCAGCGUACUCUACAAGUAUAUCUCUCCUAACCUUGCUCUGCUGAGUGCUACCUCCUCCGACACCCUCACCAUCUACCUCAUUGAUGCUGUGACUGGGUCCGUCCUCUACACGACUUCACACUCUGGCAUCAUCGCCUCUGGCCCCAUCCCUACCCUUCUCACCGAGAACUGGCUGGCCUAUACGUACACGUCUCUCGACCCCGUCACCUCGGCUCUCACUUCGCAACUCAUUGUUGCCGAACUGUACGAAUCUGCAUCGCCCAACGACCGUGGCGCCCUCGCAAGUCAGACGAAUUACUCCUCAUACGCACCUGAUGCAGGAAGCCGCCCCCACAUCAUCACACAAUCCUUCACCGUCGCCGAACCCAUCUCCAACCUUGCCGUCACACAGACCGGCCAGGGCAUCACAACGCGCCAGCUCCUCGCGACGCUCGCGCACUCCAACGCCAUCGUCGCCAUCCCCAAAGAAGUCCUCAACGCACGCCGGCCCGUCGACCGCGACCCGACCACAACCGAGAAGGAAGAGGGCCUCUUCCGCUACUCGCCCACACUGGAGCUCGAGCCACGCAACUUCCUGUCACACGCGCGCGAAGUCAUGGGCGUCAAGAAGAUUCUCACGACGCCUAGCCUGCUGGAGAGCACGAGUUUGGUGUUUGCGUUCGGCCACGAUGUGUUUGGCACCCAAGUGAGCCCGAGUGGGCCGUUUGACAUUUUGGGUAAAGGGUUCAACAAGGUGCAGUUGUUGCUGACGAUCGUGGCCCUGUUCGUUGGCAUGCUGCUGGUGAGGCCGCUGGUGAGGAGAAAGAAGGUUGAGGCCCGGUGGAGGAAUUGA
Cyphellophora europaea CBS 101466 is the source of this 2883-nucleotide messenger RNA. RefSeq lists its product as uncharacterized. Gene Ontology annotation, biological process: protein folding in endoplasmic reticulum. The record is from RefSeq and is a predicted model, not a curated record. Gene Ontology annotation, molecular function: protein binding. NCBI's taxonomy places the organism in Eukaryota, Fungi, Ascomycota, Eurotiomycetes, Chaetothyriales, Cyphellophoraceae. The transcript has a single exon. Gene Ontology annotation, cellular component: EMC complex. Bases 1 to 2883 code for a protein of 960 amino acids.